This is a messenger RNA of Entamoeba dispar SAW760, 601 nucleotides long. RefSeq lists its product as uncharacterized. Gene Ontology annotation, molecular function: protein-phosphatidylethanolamide deconjugating activity. NCBI's taxonomy places the organism in Eukaryota, Evosea, Mastigamoebida, Endamoebidae. The record is from RefSeq and is a predicted model, not a curated record. The annotation marks the transcript as partial. The transcript has a single exon.
AUGGAAGUUGGCUCUUUAAAUGUAAUUGAAGCUAUUGCCUUGGGAGAAAAUGAAACUGAAAUUCCUAAAAAACGAGAGAAUAAAAAAGAUAUUGAUGAAUUUGCAAGACAUACUAUUUGGAUUACAUACAGAAAAAAUAUGCCAUUAAUUAAAGAAAAAACUACAGACUCAGGAUGGGGAUGUAUGAUUCGAUCAUUACAAAUGGUACUUGCACAAACAUUUCUUUCAAUUGUUCUUGGAAAUAAUUGGAAAUAUGAAAAUAAUUGUAUGAAUACAGAAAGAAAUAUUUUUCAUAUAAAAUCAAUUAUUAAUUUGUUUGGAGAUUCAACUGGAAGUUUAUUUUCUAUUCACAGAUUAGUUGCAAGAGCAUCUACAAGGGGAGUUACUGAAGGACAAUGGUGGGGACCAUCAUUUGCUUCUGAUAUAGCUGCAGAACACAUUAAUGAGAUGAGAGUCUUUAGAACACGUGGGUAUGUUGCUAAAUUAGGAAGUAUUGUUGGACCGAAGAUUGAAGAGUUGAGUAAAGAUGAAGUAGGAUUUAAUCCAUGUAUAAUAUUUGUUCCAUUACGACUUGGUCCAGAAUCACCUGAAAAUGAAUUUA